Camponotus floridanus (Florida carpenter ant) is the source of this 2350-nucleotide messenger RNA. It is a transcript of the gene CPT2, whose product is annotated as carnitine O-palmitoyltransferase 2, mitochondrial. Gene Ontology annotation, molecular function: carnitine O-palmitoyltransferase activity. The record is from RefSeq and is a predicted model, not a curated record. Lineage: Eukaryota; Metazoa; Arthropoda; Insecta; Hymenoptera; Formicidae. Gene Ontology annotation, cellular component: mitochondrion. The transcript has 7 exons. Gene Ontology annotation, biological process: fatty acid beta-oxidation. The coding region runs from base 300 to 2279 and encodes 659 amino acids.
AAUUUAUAUAUUACUGUCAUAAAUGAUAACAAAACAAUUGGAUAAUUUCUGAAUAUCAAGUGAUCCGUAGUAUCUGAUUGUGAGUACGGACAACGACGAGAUACGGAUUGUCGAGAUCGAGAUCGGUCAUUCGGUCAUGUAGUUUAUACUUUAGUAUACAUAUACAUAUGUAUACGUAUAUAAAUGUAGAAACAUUUAUUACAUUUAUAUGAUAUUCGUGUCACUAAUCUUCAUCACAUCGCUCUCCUAUCUUAAAAUUAUACAUUUACCUAUUCUUGAAAUUAAUAUAUUGAUAUAAAAUGUUUGUUUUAAUUCGAAAUGAAUUCCAGAAAAUUUUGACAAGCCGUGGAGGAAUCACGCUAACACAACAAUUAGCUAGGAGUACUGUGUCAUACGAUUCCUCUGAAUAUCAAUAUCUGCAAAUUAGUAAAGUUCCAACACUGCAUUUUCAAGCAUCCUUACCACGACUGCCAAUACCAAAGCUUGAAGAUACAUGUAGGAGGUAUUUGAAUGCACAGAAACCACUAUUGAAUGAUAAGGAAUUGCAAUACACAGCAUCCUGUAUUUCGAAAUUUCUUGCCAAUGAGGGACAAAGUUUGCAAAAGCAGUUGAUUCAUAAUAAUGAUGAAAAUCCACAUACUAGUUACAUUAGUGAACUAUGGUUUGAUAUGUAUUUGCGAGAUCGUAAACCUUUACCUAUUAAUUACAAUCCUUAUAUAAUUUUUACAUCAGAAUCUGACCCAAGAUAUGAUGCACAAUUGGUAAAGGCGACAAAUCUCGUUGUGUCAUCAUUGAGAUUUUUCAAGUCUCUUAGAAAUGGUGUUUUAGAGCCAGAAGUAUUUCAUAUGAAACCUGAAAAAUCAGAUACUGAACUAUUUCGCAAUAUUACAAGACUGAUUCCAUCUCGUUUUAGCUGGUAUGGUGCUUACUUAUUUAAGGCUUUUCCCUUGGAUAUGUCGCAAUAUAAAAAUAUAUUUAAUACAACUAGAAUACCAAAAUUGGAGAAGGAUGUAAUUUUCCAUGAUCCUUCAGCAAAACAUUUAGUUGUAUUAAGAAAAGGUCAUUUUUACGCGUUUGAUGUUUUAGAUGAGGAUUCCAUUUGUAAUCCUAGAAAGAUAGCUGCAUGCUUAAAGGCCAUACUAGAAGAUGAUAGACCACCAAAUAAACAUCCUGUGGGCGUUCUUACGACAUUAGAAAGGGAUCAAUGGGCACAAGCACGCUUACAUUUAAUUGAAACAGGGAAUCAGGAAAUUCUUAAGAAAAUUGAUUCAGCUAUAUUUAUAUUGGCCUUGGAUGACGAAAUUAUUGACACUGAUAACAACAAAGUACUUAGAACAUAUUUACAUGCGGAUGGUACCAAUCGAUGGUUCGACAAGUCGUUUUCUCUUAUUGUUUCUAAGGACACCUAUAGUGGAAUCAAUUUUGAACAUUCAUGGGGUGAUGGUGUUGCAAUGCUCAGAUAUAUUCAGGAUGUGAAAGCCGAUAUAUCUAAGAAACCUAGAUUUCAUCCUAAUGAAGUAACUGAACUUGCAAAAGAAAAUGUAAACAUUGAAAAACUACAAUUUUCUCUCGAUGCAAAGAGCGAAAAUAUUAUUAAGCAACAAAAAGCGAAAUAUCACGAAUGGAUCAAUCAAAUAUGUCUUGAUUAUAUAAUAUAUGAAAAUUUUGGCAAAAAUCAGUAUAAGAAGUUUGGGGUAAGUCCAGAUGCUAUGAUGCAGCUGGCAUUCCAGUUGGCAUUCUACACUCUAGAGAACAGAGUAGUAUCGACUUAUGAAUCUUGCAGUACAGCUGCAUAUAAACAUGGCAGAACAGAAGCCAUUAGACCUUGUACAUUAGAAACUAAAGAAAUCUGCAUCGCUAUGUCCCGAACACAAACUGAACUCUCAAAAUCAGACUUAAAAAGAAUGAUAUUCAAUUGUAGUAAGGCUCACAAUGUCCUUACAAAAGAAGCUGUAAUGGGCCAAGGAUUUGAUAGACAUUUAUUUGCCUUGAAAAAGAUUUCAGAGAAUUUAAAUUCUACUAAAUCAGUUAUUUUUCAAGAUCCAGCUUAUGAUGCUUUAAAUUAUAAUAUAUUAUCUACAUCCACUUUAUCGAGUCCAGUUAUAUUUGCUGGUGGAUUUGGACCAGUAGUAUCCGAUGGCUAUGGAAUAUCAUAUCAAAUUCGAGAUAAACAAUUGGCGACUGUUGUAACAAGUUAUAAAAAUAGUCAUAAUGCCACAAAAUAUAUACAAGCCUUGGAAUAUGCAUUCAAGAGCAUUCAUGAUGUACUGCGCACAUAAAUAUAUUAUGUGGCUAGAUAUAUUUAAAUAUACAUUUUUUUUAAAUCAUUGAUACUAUAUAAUUAUCAUAU